Zalophus californianus (California sea lion) is the source of this 1481-nucleotide messenger RNA. It is a transcript of the gene CCDC172, whose product is annotated as coiled-coil domain containing 172. The record is from RefSeq and is a predicted model, not a curated record. Lineage: Eukaryota; Metazoa; Chordata; Mammalia; Carnivora; Otariidae. The coding region runs from base 134 to 937 and encodes 267 amino acids. The transcript is spliced from 8 exons. Gene Ontology annotation, cellular component: cytoplasm.
GGCGAGGCCACCCAGAGGCGCCUGCCACAGCCGGCGGGGAGAUCUCCUGCCCACGGUAUUGCUGGCAAGGGCCUCGGACUCCGCUAGCAGAUACUGAAGGGCGUCAGCGGAUCCGCAGGAGCCCGGGCCUGAGAUGAGUUUAGAGUCCUUGUUUCAGCACAUCAUCUUCUCGGAGCAUCAGGCCGAGGAGAGUCGCCGCGUGAUCCGAGGAGUAAGGUCGGAGAUAAACAGAUGUCGUGAAGAUAUGAAGAAAGCAACCGAGGAGCUGAAUGAAGAGAAAACCAAGUUGGAAUCUAAGGUUCAGCAGUUUUCUGAAAAAGCCUUCCUCUUACAGCUUUGGAAAAUUCAUGAAAAUGCCUUAGAAAGACAGUGUAGUGAAAUUACAAACCAGAGGAAUAUGCUUCUCCAAACCUUUGGGGCUACAAAGAAAAGAAUGACAGAGGAGGAAGAAAAAUUUAUUAAGGAAAUUACAGACUUCAAUAAUGAGUAUGAAGUAACAAAGAAAAGAAAGCUUUUGAUAAAAGAAAAUGUCAAGAUUGAAAUAUCUGACUUAGAAAACCAGGCGAACAUUUUGAAGAGGGAAAUGAAGUCAAUGGAACAUGAUAGUGGCCAGUUAAGUGAACUUCAAAAACAAAAGAGUGAAUUAGUACAAGAAUUACUUACUGUGCAGAGAAAACUUAAAGUUUUUGAAGAUAAAAAGAAUGAAGCCAUUUGUACUACCAAAUACCUAGAGGCAGAAAAAGUAAAAAUCAGUGAAAAGCCUCAAAAUGAUGCUGAAUGCUUAAGACAUUGGCACAGAAAGAUCUUCAGGAAAACAAAUAACUUGUGGAGAGUUGACCAAAGCUAUCCAAGGUUUGAUGAAAGUAUCUUAGAAUCAAAUCUUUGUGAUAGAUACACGAACGAUACCCAUUACAACAGAUUUUUGUGGAAAAUGUGAAGUCCAGAAUGUUCAAAGUUGUUAUCUAGAAUUGGUAUAUUAGCACUUUAAAAAUGUCAUUUUUUUCUCUUGUUACUUGCUGGAACUUUAAAGCUCCUUAUGGUGUUUGAUUUUGUUUCUAAAGGAAGAAGAAAGGACAGGUAGAUACUGUGUUUUCCGGCUUCUUAUCUCCCCUGACCCUUAAGCUGAUCUGUACUUUCUGAUGUUCAUUUUUUGUUGCAGUUUACCUUGGGUCCAAUCAAACCCUGGGAGAGAGAAAUGAUCAGAUUAUUGACCCAGUUUUGUCCCUGCCAUUUUCACCAACAAAGAUGUUCACUUCAUUUUAAUCCUUCUCUCAUCAGUAAGAUGUCUGUUGACAGAGGUCCUAGGAGGCCUUUCAUCUGCAAAAGCCAGUUUUCUCUUCUUUUCUCUAGAUGUGUCUGUGGAGUUAAGUCUGGGGCACCUGAGGUCUUCACCAGUCUUUGUGCCUGGCCGUUUUCUUCCUGAUGCCAAUGUUGGUAGAAUGAAAUGAGUCAUCCACUUGGGGACGUACAUAAUCCCCUGA